This is a messenger RNA of Ctenopharyngodon idella (grass carp), 4891 nucleotides long. It is a transcript of the gene perm1a, whose product is annotated as PPARGC1 and ESRR induced regulator, muscle 1. The coding region runs from base 456 to 4142 and encodes 1228 amino acids. Gene Ontology annotation, cellular component: cytoplasm; nucleus. Gene Ontology annotation, biological process: regulation of DNA-templated transcription; response to muscle activity. Lineage: Eukaryota; Metazoa; Chordata; Actinopteri; Cypriniformes; Xenocyprididae. The record is from RefSeq and is a predicted model, not a curated record. The transcript has 5 exons.
AGAAGAGAGCUAGUUCAAGACGAGCGUUUAUGGUUAAAACAUAUAUAAUUUAAAAGGUUUUUUUAGAAAAUGACCGAUCUUUUGAUAAAAGAUAAGACCCUUGUUCCUCGUCUGGGAUCAUGUAGAGCUCUUUGAAGCUGCAGUGAAACUGUAAUUUUGACCUUCAACCGUUUGGAGGCGUUUGGAGGCCAUUGAAGUCCACUAUAAGGAGAAAAAUUCUGGAAUGUUUUCAUCAAAAACCUUAAUGUCUUUUCGACUGAAGAAAGAAAGACAUAAACAUAUUGGAUGACAGGGGGGGCCUGUGGUGUACCUCUCUUACUCAGAAGGACACACUUCAAAGGGCAUUCACUAUGCCUCAAACUACUGAAGUGGUGUGAAAGGCUAACUGCUCUGGGACAUCUGUACUUUCACACCAUUGAACAGAUUCAGAACCGUCUGUGUAUCAUUCAUUCACGAUGGAUGACUUUGAAUACAGCGUGCACAUCUCGGACCAAGAUUGGGACUGUUUUUUUCAGGAGUGCGAGGACUGUGACCUGCUCUCUCCAGUGCUUGCCAGCCGAGAGGACUCUGGUAUGAGUGACAUUGAUGAGAUGGGCUGCCACUUUCUAGACAGGACCCUGGCUGUGGACACAGCAUCCACAGAGCCUGAUCCAGACCUUCAGAUUGAUGGCCCGCCAGACUGUGAGGGAUCACCUGUGUAUAAUUACCUCAGCAAGUACGGAAUACGUAGUCCAGAGCAGGUUCUCUCUGGCAGUGAGGAAGACUUGCACCUUCAGACUGUCAAUCUGUUCUUUGAGCAGUUAAAAAGUGUCACAGAAAACGAACAGCAAUUGGAACAAAGCCACGUUUUCAAUUGGGGAAGUGAGGAGACAGGCCAUCUGGAGGGUUUGAUUGAUAAGCAGGAUAUUCUGUCUGUAGAUACUGGUCCAUCUGGCAGAAAUGAGGCCAGUCUUAUAGGUAAAAUUGCUAAGCAGGGUGUGGUUAAUACCUGGGGUGAUAUAGCCUCAGAAAAAGCUAGAAAGCCUGAAUCCGCUAAUGCACAAGAAGAUGCAUCAAAGUCUAACACUGAGCUACUUAUUGGAGGGAAGGCAUUGUCAACUCCCCUAAUUACAGUAAGAAUGAAAGAUAAGCACCAGGGAAGAUGUGGUGAUAUCAGCAAAGACUUGAAACCUGAAACAAAGCCACCUGACAAAGAGAAAAUGGUAACGGUUAAUAGGAAAGAUAUGGCAGACCCAAUUCCAGCAAGACAAAAUAUUGCUCAACUGGAUACCAGAAACAGUUUUGACUCAAAAGAUUCUGCAGUCAGUCAGAUCCCAGUGUCACCUUCCAAUCUCAGGAGAAAGAGGAGGAAAAAGAAGAGAAUUGGUAUCGAACCAGUAGAACCAGGAUGUGAGGCUCAGAUCCACAUCCAUCAAAGUGAAUCAGAGGAAGAGAGAUUCAUUCAGAGGGAAGAGAUGAAUAACCUUCCUUCAAAUGUCUGGAAGACAGAGCACAUAUCACUUCAAAGAAGUAAAACAACACAAAAUACUGAUCUUUUACAGCCUAGAAACAUGUUUGACUUUGAGGCUUCCGCUGAUUUGAAGUCUUCAAAAAGCUUGCCAGUAUCUUUUACCAGUAAUUUCGGCACCAUACCUUUAAAGCCUGAAGCUGUACACACAAGCUUUAAUACUAUGUCCAAAAGCAUGCAUGACAUGUCUCUUGUAAACAAAGGACAAUUGAAAACAGAGAUUCCCCCAUUACCCAGGAUAGAUAAAGUUCUGAAUUUACAAGAAAGUGGAUUAAAUAUGGUUAAAUUUGAUCCUGCUUUACACUUAGAGACUUGGACCGGUAUUAGAGAGACCUUAUCAGCACCUCUAAAUGAUAAUUCUGAUGCAGGAUAUCAGAGGAAAUCCUUAUUAUCUCCUAACAUUUCCAUUGCUGCUGAUUCAACAGAACCUCCUUCCUCCAUAGUCUCUUUUAAAUUGACUAAAGACAAAGAUAUAUCCUGUUUAGGAAAUGAGACUGACUGUUCAGUAUUUAAAAAUGAACAAACCAUGACAAGCAAAAGGAAUUUCGUAGAAAUUUCAGACUCCAAAGAAAGCAGCUUGUCUUUAACUGAGAAAAUGGAUGGAGUAGAAACUUGCUUGGAUGGUCCAGAAACAUUUACUUGUUCACAGGAUGCCCCUCAAAAACAAAAAUUAUGUAUUCAAAUGAACAUUUCAGAAUAUCAAAGCAAUUCGACCCCUCAAAUCAUUGAAAUAAACAUGAAUAUACCUAUAAACGAGACAGAUGCAAAGACGGAGAGACCUAUGUCUGAUAAUAUUUAUCAUAGAACAGAUGAAAGUCAUAUCCAAAGCAGAAAUGAGACUAGUGAAGCAUUAAUUGUGAAUGCCUCACCCAUAAAGCCAGGGAAUUCAUAUGAAUCAGACGAUAAGAGAGACAUCAGUGCUAAUGAGGUUGCUGUUUCAGCCAGUGGUGAACAACUAUUUUGUGGCAAGUCCACCAGAUCUAGUGAACACAUAAGUGGUCCUACACAAGAUGUUUCAGAGUUGCCUCAUAAUACACUUGCUGAAAUGAAGUACACUUCCUCAGCUGAGUCGAAAAGUGGAGCCAAAGAUCUGGAGAGUGUUUCUCUUGAUGCUGCAGAUCAUCUUCCAUGCCCUGUGUAUGCCAUCUCAUCCUUCUGGAAUGAAAUGGAGAAGCUAACCAUCAAUGACAUAUUGCGUAUACGGCAAAUUGGUAACACCCAGCAAACCAGCGUUUUGACCCAGCUGGAGGAUGGUAGCAUUGCGGACACUACAGAUGCUGGAGACUCUGGUUACUUUACACAACCUGACGACUCCAAGCCGGACCGCUUAAGUGGAGAUAUGUCUUACAUAUCUGAUCUGGACGAAGACCUUGCACAGCUUCAAACCCCAUUUUCUUCAAAGCAAGAGGACGAGUCGUGUGAGAUCCCUAGCUCUUGUGGUGUGAUGUGGGAGAAUGAUUCAGAUCCAGUAGUUGCGGGUGACGAAAUGGUGAUCAUAAGUUCGGAAACCACUCUUCCUGAACAUCUCUACACGGCUAAUGCUCAACAGUGUUUCAGAAGAAUGUGUAAGAACAUUAGUGUGCAGAACCUGCAAGCUCUAGAUGCUCAACCAAUCAGGAAAAUACUCAGAAAUGCCUCUAUGCAUUCAAUCUAUUCAGAGGUAGAUGAUUUCAUAGAUCCUUUUUACCAUGUGAACACUUCAGGCUCAAAGAGCUUGUCUGAUGAUGAAGAGGAAGUAGAAACCAGUGGCAUCACGUUUUCUGAAAUAAUCCAGUAUCUCUUCGGUGAGGAUGAACCUGAGCAUUGUGCGUCUCGUGCAGACAACAUAGCUGCUUUGCACCUUGAUGGAACAGGCACUUCUCUGCCUGAGAUGUAUGACCAUUUCUUCUCAGAGUUUGAUGCUGGAAGCUUUGUUUAUCCAAUUGUGGAAGAGUCAAGUGGAGAUAAAAUAGUUCCCAUUUUCUCCUGCUCCCGCACAGCUAACAGAAACCUUCAGUUCCCAGAGGCAUAUGACUAUUUCUUCCCAGAUUCCCCUGACGAAGAUGAGGAGAACGAGAACACGGUUAUCAAGGUAGUGACACGGUAUGACCAUAAGUCUCCCAACCAUGAUCCUGUUGACAUGUAUGAGCACUUCUUUUCUGAAGAUCAGAGUGACUUCCUCUGGACGAACCCUCUUUCACUUAGAAGAGUUCGGCGCACAGGUUUUACCAUCCCUGAAGAGAAUACAUGUUCUGGGGAACUCGUCCCUGUAAAAACAUUUCCCAAAGGAAUCAUUCAGCCUAUUAAUGCUCUGGGCCCUAAUGGGAGCACUUUCCCAGAUUCCUUGCUCCUCAACCUGGAGAACAGCAUCUUCCAGCAACUGGCUGAGCAACAGAAGAAGUGUAUGGAGAUGCAGACAGUUGUUGCUGAUCCAAGGUUGGAUGCCCCAUUCUUGCCUCUUAAACAGGCAGACAUGUGCUUGGUGUGUAUUGCUUUUGCCUCGUGGGUGCUGAAAUCGACAGGUUCAGGAGCAGACACCUGGAAAGCUGCUCUUCUUGCGAACGUCAGUGCACUCUCGGCAAUACGAUACCUGCGCAGACACAAGAGGGAGGAGGUCUCUGGAAAAACUUCUUUGCGUCAGAUAGAGUCAGCAUAACUCCUCCAGAUCUGAUUUCAAUCACAUCACCCUUUUUCCAUGUAAUCCAAAAGGGUGAUGAUGAAUGUCAAACGUGCAUGCAGGACAUUUUCCAUCAUUCUCAGUAUAUAUUAUUAUGAUUAAUACUCUCCUGUGCCUUUAUUGCUGAUAAACUCAGUUGAUAAACUUGAUACACAAUAGAUGACUGUGACUUCAGACCAGUGACAGUAGUGUUUAUAAUAUGUAUCUUUCGUGUUUAAACAUUUCAGUAAUCUGCAUAUCCAUUAAAAAAAAAAAAAAGUAGAUUGUUAAUGAAAUGACCAAAGCCCUUUAUCAGAGAUAUCGUGGAUUCACUGUUCGCAGUGAAUGCUGUUGUGCGUUGUGAUGAGAGCAGCGGGAUGUUGAUUAAUAUUUGAUAUUGAGAUGCUUAUGGAAAUGUUAUGAUGAAGAUGGACGUGUGUCUAAGUAAGUCUACAUGUGGAGAGUUUUCAAUGGAAGAGCUAAUGUCUAUUCACAAAUAGUCAGUUUAUAUAUUGUGAUGCUACUGAGAUACUGGUAUUUUUGCUGGGCCAAAUUAUUUUGGUGUACUUAUAGACCAUAUUAACAUUAAGUCAUAUACCCAUGUGAUGAUGUCACUUCAGAUCUGAAAACAUUUUUUUUUUUUAAAUGUCACCCAUUUUAAAUGUAAUGUAGGAAAUUCGUUUUAUGUCUGUUGUAUCUAAAAUAAAUAUUAUGUUUAUUUGAAAGCAUUUAAAAAAGGUUAAAUGGUU